AUGCGACAUGUACCAGAGGCGUUGCCCACACCGAAUGACCAGGGCGUAAAAUGGACCGGCAACAUCGACGUGACGCCACCACAUAUGAACAUCGUCAUGCAGAUCGUUGGUUCAAGAGGCGACAUCCAGCCAUUUGUCGCUCUAGGGAUAGCCCUAAAACAAGCAGGCCAUCGUAUCCGGAUCGCAACACAUGAGAUAUUCCGUUCUCUUGUCCAGGAUGUCGGCCUGGAGUUCUUUAACAUCGGUGGCGACCCGAGAAAAUUGAUGGCAUAUAUGGUAAAAAACCCCGGGCUUCUUCCCAGCAUGGAGACACUCCGGAAAGGGAGUAUCCAAGAGAAGAGAGACGACAUGCGCGAAAUCCUUGAGGGAUGCUGGCUGUCAUGUUUCUUGCCGGACGAUGGAUAUGGAGACCAGAAAGCAACGCCGUUUCUGGCCAACGCCAUCAUUGCAAACCCACCGUCAUUCGCGCAUGUACACUGCGCAGAGAAGCUGGGGAUUCCACUCCAUCUAAUGUUCACAAUGCCAUGGUCGCCCACACAAGCAUUCCCCCAUCCUCUGGCUAAUAUUCAGUCAUCCUCACUAGAGGCGAAGAUCACAAACUACCUUUCUUACAUGCUCCUUGAGGAGUUGAUUUGGGAAGGACUGGGAGAUACGAUCAAUGCAUUCAGACACAAGACUCUUGGGCGCUUGGGAAUUCCAUAUACAUACUGCUGGUCUCCCGCCCUGAUUCCAAAGCCUGAAGACUGGGGUGCACGAAUAUCUGUGUCGGGGUUUUAUUUCUUGCCAUUGACUUUAGAAUAUACCCCUCCUGAUAAUUUGCAGACCUUUCUCACCGCCGGGAGUCCGCCAAUUUACAUCGGAUUCGGGUCAAUUGUCAUCGAUGAUCCGAAAUCCCUCACCUUGCUAUUGUUAGAGGCUGUACGGCUCGCUGGUGUGAGAGCUGUAAUCUCAACAGGCUGGAUCGGCUUAGGUGGCGUAGAGAUGCCACCUGCAGUAUGUGUAGUAGGGGACUGUCCUCAUGAUUGGAUAUUUCGGCGUGUGUCCUGCGUGGUACAUCAUGGAGGAGCCGGAACCACAGCCGCGGCGAUUGCAGCUGGAAAGCCAUCAGUCGUCGUGCCUUUCUUCGGGGAUCAACCGUUUUGGGGCAGAAUGAUUGCAAGAGCAGGAGCAGGACCCGAGCCAAUACCAUUCAAGGAGCUCACAGCCGCCAGACUUGCAGCCGGAAUCAAAGACGCUCUCGGGCGCGCUGUGCGGGAAACCUCACGCACAUUGGGUGACCUUGUCAAUGAGGAGAACGGGGUCCAGGUUGGCGUCAGUUCUUUUCACCAGCAACUGGAUCUAUCAAUGUUGAAAUGCUCGCUUACUCCGAUGAGUGCUGCGACGUGGCGAGUUCGCAAAACCGAAAUCAGACUUGGCUCAACCUCCUCCGCGCUUUUAAUAGACAUGGGUCUACUUGAUCUGGACAAACUUGAGCUGCUUCGAUCCUGCGAUUACAAUAUCAAUGUUGGACCUAGGGAUCCUGUAUCUGGUGUCAUUCUAGCGAUAGUUGAUUCAGCCGGCUCAGCUAUUAAAGGGUUCAAGUACAUCGGUUCUUCAAUAAGCAGGAACUUCAAAACGAACUCAUUCGCCCCUGGAGAUGGCAACUAUUUCAGGGAUUCAAGAGCUGGCACUUGCCUGAAGGGCAUCGGCCUGGCCUCAUCAAGUCUGGUGCGUGCCCCGGUCCACGUGGGAAUGGCGCUCACACAAGGGCUACAUAACGCCCCAAAGAUCUGGGGAGAUCGCACAGUAAGGAGUCUUCAGAAUGUGCACGAUUUCCCCAGUGGACUUAAGGCUGGUUGCAAGGUAAGCAUCCUGCAGUCUCAGUGUGUGAAAAAGGUUGAUUGA
Molecule: messenger RNA, 1884 nt
Organism: Penicillium odoratum
Lineage: Eukaryota; Fungi; Ascomycota; Eurotiomycetes; Eurotiales; Aspergillaceae
Product: glycosyltransferase
Exons: 5
Coding region: 1-1884 (627 amino acids)
Biological process (GO): carbohydrate metabolic process
Molecular function (GO): hexosyltransferase activity; UDP-glycosyltransferase activity
Source: RefSeq, a predicted model, not a curated record